CAUUAUGUGGCAUGUGAGGCAAGGCACUCCAGCUCUGAGGAUUGUCGUGUUUUUCAGCUAAUUGUUUUGGUUGAUUCCCACAGCUCUCAUCAUGGUUUCCAGCAGCAGCUGGUUGCAGAUAAACCCGCUCCACUCUACCUGCUCAGCACCAAACAGCAGACAGAUUUUGUUCAUCCAAAAAAGAAGUUGCAGAAACACCCAUCAUCUGUCUUUAAAACGCAUCGUUUGCAGCUCAGCCCUGAACUCUGGAGAAUACACCACUGACUGACUCUAUAUCAGGAAAACGCCCCAUCUCUCUCCCCGUGCAGCCAGCCAGCCUCCUCCUCCUCCUCCAGCAGCAUCACAGCGAGCUCCGCGCGUCUCCAGCGCCACUCUGAUCCACACAGGGUGCUGCAGGAGGGCGCUCCGGUGGACGCGGACUUCACAGAGCCUUUACCUGUGUACCUCAACGAUAGAAAAAUAGGCUCGUCGCGACUAUAGGACGCAUAUUUCUUUCUGCGUAUUUCUUUCUUUGCGCACCUGGCUGGUCCGAGCGCGCACCGAGCGGAACAUCCGAUUCCGGAGCACUUCCUCCUCCUCACUUCACCUCACCUGCCUCCGCUACUUUGUCCUGUUUAACCUGAAGCCACGCGCCUCUGAGCCCGAGGGGACAUGUGGAGAGGCUUGGUGACCUCCUCCUCUGCAUCCCGGCUGGUCCUCCAGAGCGUCUGGCUGGAAGGGUAGCAGCAUGCCGAACAGGUACUGGAUCUGCGUGCGUGCAUGAAGAAGUAUCCAGGUGCAAAUCACCACCUCUGGCAGUCAUGAGGAACAGAGGGCUGAAGACGCAGUCCUGAAGAUUGAUGGAGGGCCAUGCUAUUCAAACAGCAGGCAUUGCUGAGACAGAAGCUCUUCGUUCUGGGCAGCCUCGCUAUCGGAAGUGUCCUCUAUCUCGUGGCCAGGGUCGGGACCUUGGAUAGGCUACAGCCCAUUUGCCCCAUUGAGAGCAGACUGCCCCCUCCUGAGCCCGAGCAGAUCCCUCUCCGCACACUGCAGUUUAAGCGCGGCCUGCUCCAUGAACUACGCAAGGGCAAUGCCACCAAAGAGCAAAUCCGCCUGCACAACCUGGUCCAGCAGCUGCCCCGGGCCAUCAUCAUCGGGGUGCGCAAGGGGGGCACCCGCGCCCUGCUGGAGAUGCUCAACCUGCAUCCGGCAGUGGUCAAGGCCUCGCAGGAGAUCCACUUCUUUGACAAUGACCAAAACUACGCCCGGGGCAUCGACUGGUACAGGGAGAAAAUGCCCUUCUCUUUCCCUCACCAGAUUACCAUUGAGAAGAGCCCCGCCUACUUCAUCACAGAGGAGGUCCCUGAACGCAUCUUCAAGAUGAACUCCUCCAUCAAGCUGCUGAUCAUCGUCCGCGAGCCCACCACCAGAGCUGUGUCCGACUACACGCAGGUGCUGGAGGGCAAGGAGCGCAAGAACAAGACCUACCACAAGUUUGAGAAGCUGGCCAUCGACUCCAACACCUGCGAGGUGAACACAAAGUACAAAGCGGUGCGGACCAGCAUCUACACCAAACACUUGGAGCGCUGGCUCAAGUACUUUCCCGUGGAGCAGUUCCACAUCGUGGACGGGGACCGCCUCAUCAUGGACCCGCUGCCAGAGCUGCAGCUCGUCGAGCGCUUCCUCAACCUCCCCUCGAGAAUCAGCCAGUACAACCUGUACUUCAACGCCACCAGGGGAUUUUACUGUCUGCGAUUUAACAUUGUCUUCAACAAGUGCCUGGCAGGCAGCAAGGGCCGCAUCCAUCCAGAUGUGGACCCGUCAGUGGUGACUAAACUGCAGAAGUUCUUUCACCCCUUCAAUCAGAAGUUUUACCAGAUCACUGGUAGGACAUUCAACUGGCCAUGAUGAGCGUUGGACUCCUCCAAUGAGAUUCCUUGGAUUUUUUUUUUUUAAAUGCCAAGCUAUGAGAUCUCAAAAAAAUAUUAAUAUAGCACUUUGAUUGAGUUUAAUACAAGAACGACAGUGUGACCAAAUAUAGAAGGGACUUGAUGUACGUUUGUUUUUACGUGUGUGAAAAUACAACAAAAAUAGUUUGAUGGUUUGACUAAAAGAUUCAGUUCAAAGCACUUGAUCUUUCAAAUGAAUUCACCUGUCUGUCAUUGUUCCCCGUAAAGAGGAAAAGAACAGCACUGAACUGUGUGAUUAACAGAAGAGAUUAUUUUUGUUGCUCUUUAAAAGACUAUCAAACACUGACAUUCAUGCUGUUAAGAUAAAGCUUUAAGUGUGAUGCUUUUCUCAUGAUAAAACACCUUAAAAAGAUGACUAAAUGACAUUUGGCAAGCAACAUAAUUGUUCAUUUGUUCCCCCAUCGUGUUGUUUAUUUGACCAAAACUGCAUGUGCAAUCAAGAUGCCAUUAUUAUAACAUCGUAGACUCUUGUAUUAGUUGUCUUUUGUUGUCUGAUCAUAAUGGUUUCCCACCACAUUUUCAUUUUUGAAUUCAUGCUGUGAUGAAUCCUUUUAGAAGGUGACCUCUUUUUAUUCUCAACACAGUCUGGAGAUCAGAACAGGCUCAUCAGAACAGGAUCAAUCUUGACUCAAACCAUAUCCAAAACCCUCAAAGCAUUUACGACUCAAACUUGUGUUUUUUAAUGUACCUAGGCUGUGUUGCGUACUCCCAGCCCCUACAGCUUUUUCAUUGGUUUGCGAACACCUGGCAAAAAAAGCCAUAGUGAGAAAAAAAAAAAAUGGUUGUCCUCUGAUGGUUGUUGUCAAACCAACUGUUUAUUCUAUGAUGAUUAGCAAGAGUUGUCUGUUUCUGUGCAAAUAUUCAUUCUGUAGCAUAAGUGUGUUGUUAAAAAAGGUUAAAUUAAAAGAACAUGUAAA
Messenger RNA from Sebastes umbrosus (honeycomb rockfish), 2866 nucleotides. Its product is annotated as heparan sulfate glucosamine 3-O-sulfotransferase 5. The record is from RefSeq and is a predicted model, not a curated record. The coding region runs from base 850 to 1887 and encodes 345 amino acids. NCBI's taxonomy places the organism in Eukaryota, Metazoa, Chordata, Actinopteri, Perciformes, Sebastidae. The transcript is spliced from 6 exons. Gene Ontology annotation, molecular function: [heparan sulfate]-glucosamine 3-sulfotransferase activity.